AUGCCUCUCCUUGAGCAGCUCUCCUACAAGAUCACAGCUUACAACACUAGGCAUCAAAGAGGAAGAAAGCUUAGUGUUGGAGGGGUGAUCACACCAAUCUUUGUGCAGCUGGAGUCAACUGGACAAGAGAGUCUACUCCAGCUUCUCCUGCCCAACCCUGAGCUCACCACAGUGUCUAGGGGUGAGAACAUUGACUUCAGACCCCCUGUGUACACAUUGGUUGGGCAUGAGAUUUGCAAGAAGAGGAGCCUGAGCUCGAUCGAGCUGAGGAUCGAGCUGAGUCAACUGAGGAUCGAGUCCAGGAGAGUGAGACCUUUGAGAACCCUGGUUCGAGUACGAUCACCCUACCAAGGACUUCUCUCAGAGACUGGACCCCUACAACCGCUUCGAGCGAGCACAGCUCCACCAAGGCCAAGGAAGCCACACACACUUGAGAUGAAGAAGAGAGAGAAGAGAGAGCCGCAAGCUCGAUCGAGUGAGGACCCAGUCGAGUGGAGUGCUCCUGAUGGCCGUCUCCCAUCUCCAGACCACGACCUUGCCUCCCAGUUCUUUGGGGGGCACUGA
Messenger RNA from Microthlaspi erraticum, 564 nucleotides. The record is from the annotation of a GenBank genome assembly. NCBI's taxonomy places the organism in Eukaryota, Viridiplantae, Streptophyta, Magnoliopsida, Brassicales, Brassicaceae.